GCUGCAAGCAUACCACUGCGCCACUAAUCAACAAACACAAACAAAAACCUGGCUCUGGCAGAAAUCUCGAUUUUUUUUUUAUAUAUCGCUAUGUUAUAAAUCUAAAGUAGUUUAUAAAUUUUAUUCAUUAUGACUGAGAGAAUUUUUGAUCAGAAAAAUGUAAUAUCUCCUGAACAGGAUUGUGAGCAAUCACCUAUCAUAAGAACGAAAGGUCAUAUUUGUAAACAAUGUCAAAAAUGGUUCAAAAAAUCAAGUGAUCUACGUAGACAUAGUUAUGUGCAUUCCAAAGAAAAGCCGGUUCCUUGUGAUCAUUGCGAAAAGAGAUUUAAAACUAAGGAACAUUUACGAUUACAUCUCAAGAAUCUCACACUUACGAAAUCCUACAAUUGUGAGUUAUGCAAAUUGAGUUUUAAAAAACUUGGACUUCUUAAAAGUCAUUUAGCUACCCACACAAAAGAAAAGCCUUUUAAGUGUGAAAUGUGUAAUAAAAUUUUUGGUCGCAAGAAUGCACUUUUUUACCACUAUGCAAGCCAGACAUAUUUAAAUUACCAUAGGCAAUUUGAAGAUUUUAAACAAUAUGAAUAUUUAGUUGAAAAGUAUAAACCUGUUGACAACGAUUGUCCACAAAUAUGUGCAUUGUGUAAUAAGGAAUUAAAAUCAGCGAAACAACUUGCAAAACAUAUAAAAUAUGUUCAUGAUGAGUCAAAUAGACAUCAUAAAUGUGUAUCUUGUGAUAAAAUAUUUACAAGAAAAACUGGUUUAAAUUUACAUAUCAAAACAUAUCAUUUUUUUAAUGAAAAAUCUCAUAUUUGUAAAAUUUGUCAAAAACGAUUUAUUACAAAAAGUCAGUUAAAUAAACAUAGUGUUGUGCACAGUUCAGAGAGACCUUAUAAAUGCACAGUGUGUCCAGCAAAAUUUAAAACUAAAACUACUCUUAUUGCACAUGGAAUUAUUCACAAUAACGAAAAACCUUUUGCCUGUGAAGUGUGUAAGAAAACCUUUGCACGAUUUUGUGGUCUGCUGUUUCAUGCCAGGUUACAUACAGGAGAACGACCAUAUAUAUGUGAAAUUUGUAAUAACACUUUUUCACGAUUAGGAACGCUAAAAAAGCAUUACAAAGCUCAUGAUAAAAAUAGUUCUGUACUAAAGAUAAAUCCUAGGGGUAAUAAAUCUUCACAAACUGCAAAUCAGGAUGAAGAUAAUUCUUUACAGAUGGUAAAUCAUGAUGGAAAUUAAUCUUUCAGCAAUUUCAAAUCCUGAUGAAAAAUGCAAAGAAAAACCACCCAUUGAAAGACAGUUUACUUUCAACAAAUGAUACACAAAAAAAAGUUGACUGAAAAUCUAGUUUGGGGCUGGGUAGCCCUAAAGUUGUUACUAGUCGCAAGUUACUAAGGAAAGUCAUACUUGUGAAUAUGUACCAGAAAUUAAACCUUAGAGGAUCACUUAUAUAUUUUAUUUAUUUUAAUAUUUAUCUAUCUGUUUUUUUUUAAUUAUCUUUACUAAAGGUAAAUCAUAAUUAAUACUCUUUACAAAAGGUAAAUCAUAAUUAAUACAAAUCUUUACAAAAGGAAAAUCAUGAUGAAAAUAAAUAUUUAUUAAAAACAAAUCACUCACAGAAAGCCAGUUUAGUUUUCAAAUAAUAUGAGUUAAAAUAAUACUGCGGAAUUGUUAAAGGAGAAUAUUUAAAGGGGUCUCACAAAAUGAUUUGCCUGGAACCUGGCUAAAUGUGGCAACAGUUCUGGCUAACACUUCACUCUAAAUUGAACUGAAAAUCACUGUAAAUUUUUAUGUGCAGAAAAAUCAAUUUCAGAAAUUAUUUAAGAAAAAUUAAGUAAAAACUUCUUUUUCAAGAGGUCAGAUUAAAAUUGUUUCUACAAAUAUUGUAUAUGUGUGUAAUAUGAUUGAUAUGCGGAAGUAAAUGUUUUUGCUAUAUAACCAUAUACACAUUUAUACUUAUUCAAAUUUAUCUAAAGUCUUAACAGACUUAAAGCCUUGAUGGCUCGGUGAUUAAGGCACUGAACUGACAUCACGAAGAACUGGGGUUCGAUCCCCUGCAGCGGCUUAAAGCCCAUUCAGCUUCAGAUUGAUAGGUAACAUCUUUUCAGGAAAUAAAGGCGGCCUGUGCGCAGUGCUAACUAUACUGCCACAAUCAUGUUGCUGAUAUAUUUAAAUAUGUCACCAUUUAAAAUGUCUUUAAAUAAUGUGUUUAUAUGCCAAUUAUAAAAGUCUUGUUUUAUCUUUGUGUUUUUUAUUAUGUAAGUCACAGCAAGAGUGUAGUAAGGGCCUACAGGUGCACUCCACUGAUUUUUUGAUAAAAUCUCAUUUUUUUUCUAAAUUUGGCAGUUAUUUGCAGGGUUAGAAUAAUUGCUCCAAAACAAAAUUUCUGCUCCCAAAUGCCUUUUUUUUUUCUCAAAAAAUUGCUUGAAGCUGCUCCAAAACCCUAAUGAUAUUAAUUAAGCAAAAAAGCGAGAAUUUGGCCCCCUCUUUCAACUGCAGGCAUUAAAAAUUAGUGUUACUAAAUUAGCAAAAUUCACUUGUUAUAAUAAGAACAUAUUAAAUAUUGGAAUCGAAAAUGCCAUGUUGAAAGGGUUGACAAAAAAUCUAAAUGAUAGGAUUUACUAAAGAAUCUGUGCAGAGGGAUCACAUUAAAAGUUAUACCUUAAAAUUUUACAAACGUUUGUUGUAAUAAUAUUGUAUUUAAAAUAUCAAAAUCAGUAAAAUACAAUUGGAAGUGACCGGAAAAAAAAAAAUUAUGAAAUCAGGCGUUUCUAAAAGUGAUUUUCGAGUAAAGCGUUAGCAAAUAGUCGUCACUCAAAUCCGAAAUUUGGGUGUGCUAAUAACAUUGUGCUUCGUUUGUAAUUAAAAAUAUCAAAAAAAUGAGAAUCCACAUAAAAAUGUGCAUAAAAUGAUGUGGAUUUAUGAUGGAAUCAUUGCAAAUCCAGCAGUUAAAAAAGUGAUAACUGAAAUUCAAAACCCAUGUAUUGCAAAAACACUAUACUAAAGAUAUUUUCAUUUGAGUGCCCAUAGGGAUAUGAACAAAAAAGGACAAACAGGGCCAUGCAAUCCACUUUUAGAACUAUCUUCAUUGAUGAUUUUAGAUAUUAUUGAUGAUAGUAUGUUUUUAUUGGUGGUGGUAAAUGAGUAUUAUUUAAAGUGUGAAUUUUAUUUAGUUCCAAAUAUUUAUCAUAUUUCUGAUAUCUAAUUGUUUAAAAUGCAUAUUAAUAGAAGUAUAAUAAAAGCCUGGGGAUAUAAAUUCAAAUCAGAUUGUAUUUCCUCAGGAAACACAUUAAGUAAAUUUUUUCAUUUGUAUUAUUUAUUCAGCUCUUUGUUGUGUUUCUAUUACAUCUUUUUUUUAUUCGAUAAUGUAUUUUUUCCCAAAAUCUGUUAAAUCUAUAAUAAUAAAAUUAAGAGUUUGCCCCUUUUAUAAUUUCAGAACCAUUUGCACCACCAGUCCAAAAUUUAGACAUCGGCUGCAAAGAGCAAAUUUUGCCCCCGGUCCCAAAAUUCAUUCAAAAUUUUCAAAUUGUUUCAUAAAGCCUUUUCAGAAAUGGAAUUUUUAAACUGGUUAAGUAUUCAUCAUUUUAAAUUAAAUGUUAGACGAUUGUAUAUUUUUUUUUCAAAUAUUUUGAAGUUAACAUAAGUGAUGUUCGCUGUAUUAUAUAUCAUAUUAACCAAGUCUGCUGGUUCGAUCCCCGGCUCAGACACCAGAUUUUCGGGAUGCAGAAAAUCCUCAGCGGCCAUGUCGUAUGAUUAUGCGGCAUGUAAAAGAUCCCUGGAGUGCCUUAUUGGCUCUUGGCAUUUUCGGCAAAAUUAAAUUCAUAGUGCACUUUAGAAUCCAAAUGGAGUCUCGGUGCUGCCUUCUAGUGUGGCAGAAACUAGACGUCCAAAUUAACAUGGUCAAUGGUAUCUCACCCAUUGUGGUGGUCCUGAAAGAGUGGAUGCCACUUCUGGAAAACACACCAGGUCUGCUCAUUGAGAAGACUGAUUGUGCAGCUCAUAGGAAAUAAAAUAUAUCAUAUUAAAAGGA
This is a messenger RNA of Parasteatoda tepidariorum (common house spider), 4027 nucleotides long. The record is from RefSeq and is a predicted model, not a curated record. NCBI's taxonomy places the organism in Eukaryota, Metazoa, Arthropoda, Arachnida, Araneae, Theridiidae.